AUGAAGCUACUCCUCACGACGGCCCUCUGCGCGCUCUCGUCCUUUGUUGCUGGCGACGACAGUGGCGUCGUCCACUACGUGCGCGGCCUCGAGGUGCUGCCGGGUGACCGCGACCUCACCGAAGUCGCCGUGACGUUGCCGCCGCUUCAAGGCAUCAACGAUGACAUUGCCAAGGACUUUCGCGACAUCGCGCUCAACGGCCUCUCGCAGAACGCGACGGCGCGUGUGAUCCAGCACAUCCAGCAAGCCAGUGCCCCUCUCUCGGCCGACGACAUCCAGCGCAUUUGGACGACGGCGACGGGGCCAAGUGCGGGCAGCGCCUUCACGGGCAACCACAGCAUCGCGCUCGACCACAGCAUCGCGCUCGACCUCCAGAGCAUUACCAAGGACGGUCUGACGCCCGAGAACGGCGAUAGUCUCAUGAAGAACAUCAAGCAGGCCAUGGAGCUCGGUCAAAUCGCUGCCUCGGACGGCCCGGGCCUCCUCAACUCGAUCCAAGACGUCAUCAAGAACGGCGCCAACGUCAAGAACGGUGCCGACAUCGUCGACCAAGUGCAGACAAUCUUGAGCAAGGUCACUGGCGUGUUUGACCCGGAGCCCGUCGUGUGCCGCCGCCAAGGUGUUGGUCGCGGCGUCGGCACGGUCCUCGAAAACCAGUGCCUUCCCGGCGAGGAGGCCUGGGGCGCGCUCUGCUACCCCAAGUGCAAGGAAGGCUACGAGUCGGUCGGCUGCUGCAUCUGUCGCAAGAAGGGCUGCGGCGGCGUCAAGGGGGCGACUGACAUUGGUGUCUCGUGCGCCAAGCCGUCGGCCUACGGUCGUGGCUCCGGCUACGCGAUCUGGAACGAAGGCAAGUGCAAGCGUGAGAACGGCCAAGGCUGCGAGAAGAACGGUGCGAUGUGGUACCCGAAAUGCGAGAAGGGUUUCCACAACGUCGGCUGCUGCAUCUGCUCGCCCGACUGCCCCGAGGGGUUCCAUGACGACGGCGCGUUCUGCCGCAAGGACCACUAUGGCCGGGGCGUCGGUGUCUCGCGCCUCGGGUGCCCCAAGCAUCUCGAAAAGAGCGGUCUCCUCUGCUACCCGCCGUGCGCUGCCAACCAAGUCGGCGUCGGUCCCGUGUGCUGGCCCCAGUGCGUGAACCCUGCCGGCACCGACUGUGGCCUCUUCUGUACAUCCAGCGUCGCCACGUGCGUCAACACCGUCGUCGACAUUGUUGGCCAAUCGGCCAAGGUGACGCUCAGCUUGGUGGCCCAGGACUACACUGGCGCGAUCAAGACCGCCGUCCAGACGGGCGGCAAAUACAUCAGCUUGGACAAGUGCCCCAAGUAG
Saprolegnia parasitica CBS 223.65 is the source of this 1326-nucleotide messenger RNA. RefSeq lists its product as hypothetical. The record is from RefSeq and is a predicted model, not a curated record. The transcript has a single exon. NCBI's taxonomy places the organism in Eukaryota, Oomycota, Saprolegniomycetes, Saprolegniales, Saprolegniaceae. The coding region runs from base 1 to 1326 and encodes 441 amino acids.